GUCGCUUAUCACCGUGCGGUUACCGCACUGGUGGGGAGGUAUGUAGGAGCUUUAACUUAUUCUGCUAUUUUUAGCUUAUCUCUCUUCGCACAGGGAAGAUACUAGCCACAAUCAUGUGACUUUCUAACCACAGCAUUCAAAAGCUAUUGAUGUGCAUACAAUCAAUAGACAACUUACUUUGAACUCUGGCUUAUACCAUCUAGCCAACUACCACCUGUGUUUUCCCUGUGCAAUCUUUCUGCCCUACUGUCGUAGUGUAUUUUCGGGAGCCUCCCAAAAUAUAUCAUUGGGAUACCAACAAGAUUUUAUUUCUAACAUCCAGUAAGGACGACGGGACAUGGCUAUUUUCGGACUCCGCACCUAGUCAGCGCUCCUACAAAUUGGAGACCCCGACGUGAGUUCGUUCUAUCGGAUUCAGCUUCCAUCAUCCGCCAACUACCACCAGUGUUUUCCCUGUGCAAUCUUUCUGCCUAACUGUCGUAGUGUAUUUUCGGGAGCCCCCAAAAUAUAUCAUUGGGAUACCAACAAGAUUUUCUUUCCAACAUCCAGUAAGGACGACGGGACAUGGCUAUUUUCGGACUCCGCACCUAGUCAGCGCUCCUACAAAUUGGUGACCCCGACGUGAGUUCGUUCUAUCAGAUUCAGCUUUCAUCAUCCGGUGAGUCGUGUCCAUUUUCGUCGUUCUUUUUAUUGCUUUCAUGUAUGCGAAUAUGAUCGAUCAGCAAACUGGGGAGAUUAACACCGUAUCUACUAGCUGUUUACCAACAUUUUGGAUACAAUAUCCCCAGCUUUGGUUUUUCAGGCCGAGUCAUUUUUUGAAAUUAAUCGCAUACAUAGGGAUGUCUUAAAAGUUCAUUAUGUGAUCUCUAAGCUCCCACCUGAAUUAUUACUCCUGGCACAGGAUAUCCUGAAAACAAGCCCCACAUACCAGCAACUAAGGGACUUUUUAAUUCGCGAGCUUAGCCUUAGUGAGCGUAAGAGAGUGCAACGUCUACUUAUAGAAGAACAGUUAGGCGAUCGCACUCCUACGCAACUAUUGCGAGCCAUGCAAGCUCUGGUAGGUGACAGCCCUCCAGAGAAUUCCAUCUUUAGGCAGUUAUUUUUGCAACGGCUCCCUACACACGUACAACAAAUACUGGCUAACGCUCAUCAGGAUACCGACUUGAAAGACCUAGCCCUUAUGGCUGAUAAAAUAAUGGAAAUACAAGCGCCCACGAUCUCAACUUCUUCGCCUCCUAUAACUGACGACUCGCUUGUAAAAGCUGUGCACUCCCUGCAGCAGCAACUGGCUUCCAUUUCCAUCACCCGCCGAAACCGUAAUUCUCGGUCAGGCCAGCGGCGUAUUCGCAGCGCUAGUCGUUCACGUGGCAUUUGUUGGUAUCACCGUAGGUUCCGUAACAAAGCUCGGAAAUGCAUAAAGCCGUGUCGAUUUUCCAUUUCGGGAAACGAACACGCCAGCUCGUAAUGGCGACGACGCAAGCUGGCAUAUGCGAGCCAGGUCGCCUCUUUUAUCUGCGGGACGUAAGAUCUGGCAUGCGAUUCCUCGUAGACACUGGUGCCCAAGUCAGUGUGGUUCCUCCACGUCCGGAGGACUUAAGGCACUGCUCUGUAUACAGCCUGCAGGCAGUAAACGGCACGCCUAUCCGAACCUAUGGAGAACGGUCUAUCACGCUGAACCUUGGUCUCCGUAGGCCUUUUCCUUGGAUUUUCAUUGUAGCCAAAGUGCCCACUGCCAUUCUAGGCCUCGAUUUCUUCCAGCAUCAUGGCAUUAUUGUCGAUCCCAAGCGCUGCCAAAUCAUUGAUGGCCUAACGCAAAUAUCUCGGGCUGGUUUUAAAGGGUCCAUUAUGUCUAUGAGUCCGCAGCUUGCCCCACCACGAGCCACUCCAAAGUACUUGGAUUUGUUACGAGAGUUUAACAGCUUAACAAAGCCUGGAUACCAACCCGGUGAUGUCAAACAUGAGAUCGUCCAUAGGAUAACGACAACAGGUAGUCCAGUCUACCAUCGUCCGCGGCGUUUAGCGCCCGAUAAACUUUCCGUAGCGAAGGCUGAAUUCGACCAUAUGCUACAAUUGGGCAUAAUACGUCCAUCCAGCAGUACAUGGGCAUCGCCCCUACAUAUGGUCCCGAAAAACAAGCCUGGGGAUUGGAGACCUUGUGGGGAUUAUCGGGGACUAAACGCUAUCACCGUCCCAGACAGGUAUCCCAUUCCGCAUCUCCAGGAUUUCUCUUCCUCGCUAUACGGAAAACACGUGUUCAGUAAGAUAGAUUUAGCACGAGCAUAUUACCAAAUCCCUGUCCAUCCUCAAGAUGUUCAUAAGACUGCCGUUACCACACCUUUUGGCUUAUUUGAGUUCUUGCGAAUGCCAUUUGGUCUCCGCAAUGCAGCUCAAACAUUUCAGCGUUUUAUGGAUCAGGUUAUUCGUGAGCUCGAUUUUGUUUUCGUCUACAUUGACGAUGUCUUGGUUGCAAGUUAUAACCAUGACGAACACUUGCGUCAUCUGCGACAACUGUUCGAGCGAUUUGCGCAUUAUGGGGUGGUUAUCAAUGCCUCCAAGAGUCAGUUUGGUGUUGAUACGGUAGACUUUCUUGGUCACCGUGUUUCCUCCGCCGGAAUUACACCCCUACCCGACAGAGUGACAACCAUCACUGAAUACCCUAUCCCCGAUUCCCUCAAAAAGUUACGUCGGUUUGUAGGCAUGGUUAACUUCUACAGACGUUUCAUCCCACACUGUUCUGAGUUAGCCCAGCCACUUACCGAGCUACUCAAAUUAGAUGCCAAAUCAUUCAGCUUCACGGAAUCAGCUAAGCGGGCAUUCAGUGAUCUAAAACAUCAGCUAGCAACUGCCACUCUCCUCGUGCAUCUUGAUCCUAAGGCUCCGUUACAGUUAACGGUGGACGCUUCAGAUGCAGCAGUAGGUGGUGUGCUCCAACAGCGACAGGGAGGUGAAUUGUAUCCAAUUGCCUUUUUCUCUAAGAAACUGCAGCCUGCCGAACGACGUUAUAGUACGUUCAGCAGAGAACUCCUAGCUAUUUAUCUCAAUGUGCGUCAUUUCCGACAUUACUUGGAAGGGCGUACAUUCACGAUAUUCACCGAUCACAAGCCGCUAACGUAUGUACUGCGUUCUGCUUCUGAUCGACUUUCCCCACGAGAAACUAGACAACUAGAUUAUAUCUCCCAAUUUACCUCCGACAUUCGGCAUUUGUCCGGUGUGAACAACACCGUAGCAGAUGCCCUAUCACGGGCGGAAAUCAAUACCCUCCUUGAGCAUUCCCCCAUUGAUCUUCAAGAACUAGCCACAACACAGCAUCAGGAUAAGCAGUUUCUUCAACAACUGCGAGAAACCAAUCUACAGGUGAAACCCAUCCAGCUGCCUGAUAGUUCGGAUGUUCUGAUGUGUGACGUUUCUACAGGAAAGCCACGACCUGUAGUUCCACCGACCUAUCGGCGAAUCAUUUUUGAUUCACUACAUGGUCUAUCACAUCCAGGCAUCCGUGCAACGCGCAAACUCAUUUCCGACCGUUUUGUGUGGCCGGCACUGAACAAAGACGUGCAGACCAUGGUGAGGAAUUGUCUCCCAUGUCAACGUUCAAAAGUGCACCGCCAUACACAGGCACCUCUUGGCGAGUUCACCGUUCCCGAUGCUCGUUUUAGUCACGUGCACAUCGACACCGUCGGUCCGCUGCCGCCGUCGAGUGGAUUUAAGUACCUACUUACUUGUAUCGAUCGUUACACUCGUUGGCCCGUGGCAGUACCCAUCGCGGACAUUUCCGCAGAGACGGUAGCACGUAACUUUGUGGCUCAUUGGAUCGCACAUUAUGGUGUCCCAUCCACCAUAACAACGGAUCGCGGUGCGCAAUUUGAAUCAACCCUCUUUCGAGACCUCACUACUAUCCUCGGAGCUAAGCGAAUAAGAACAACUGCGUACCAUCCAACAGCGAACGGGUUAGUCGAACGUUUUCACCGCCACCUCAAAACAUCUUUGAUGGCAUGUUCUGACACUACCCGUUGGACAGAAAACUUACCGCUGGUUCUAUUAGGUCUACGAACGACGUUUAAAGCUGAUUUAGGUUGCUCUGCCGCGGAGCUGGUAUACGGUACCACGCUAAAGCUCCCGGCUGACCUCGUUCAACCAAUCGACGUCAACGCUCUAGAUCCCUCAAACUUUGUUCAUCGCUUACGUUCAUCCAUGCGUGAACUGCAUUUUACUGCCACACGCGCACAAACUAACAAGUGUUACAUACCAAAAGAUCUGACAACUUGUUCACAUGUGUGGCUACGAAACGAUGCAGUCCGCAGGCCUCUACAGCCACCGUACGAAGGGCCAUUUGAGGUGAUCGCUAGAACAGCAAAACAUCAUAUGAUCAACAGGAAUGGUAAAGUCGAUGUAGUUUCGGUAGACCGACUCAAGCCAGCGUAUAUCGAACAACCUUGUGAACAACAAUCGACAGGUUCUAAAAACACCAUAUGUACGCAGGAGUCAUCAAAGCACUUUGAAAAUGAUCCUCAAUCAUCAACAUCUAAAGCUAAGCCAAAAGAGACUAGUACGCGGCAAACACGGUCAGGUAGAAAAGUUCAUUUUCCAGACCGUCUAGCGUAUUAGACAUCUUGAGAAUAACAACUUGCUGUGCUGUCUAUCGUGUUAUACUACCUGCUGCCAGUUUUCUUUCCUGCUUGUUGCUUUCCAGUGUUUGCCAGGAGAGGAAAGAACACCCUUAGCACGAAUAAGAACAUUCUCAUGUCGACAAAGGACAGAAGGAUUGCGUCGGACAACACCUGCAACUUAAACAUCCUUGUUGCACUACAACAUUCUGCUCCCACAUUUUCAUUGUAUCUUAGCUAACAACUUUACCUGCAUGCCUCCUGUGCCUCAGCCUCGGGCAUUUUAAGCGACACUGUAUCAGGUAGAGGUCAGUUUUCCCGGCAAUUCCCACCGGGUUUUUUACUCCUGGUCGCUUAUCACCGUGCGGCUACCGCACUGGUGGGGAGGUAUGUAGGAGCUUUAACUUAUUCUGCUAUUUUUAGCUUAUUUCUCUUCGCACAGGGAAGAUACUAGCCACAAUCAUGUGACUCUCUAACCACAUCAUUCAAAAGCUAUUGAUGUGCAUACAAUCAAUAGACAACUUGGUUUGAACUCUGGCUCAUACCAUCUAGCCAACUACCACCAGUGUUUUCCCCGUGCAAUCUUUCUGCCUAACUGUCGUAGUGUAUUUUCGGGAGCCCCCCAAAAUAUAUCAUUGGGAUA
This is a messenger RNA of Dicrocoelium dendriticum, 5244 nucleotides long. NCBI's taxonomy places the organism in Eukaryota, Metazoa, Platyhelminthes, Trematoda, Plagiorchiida, Dicrocoeliidae. The record is from the annotation of a GenBank genome assembly.